Messenger RNA from Brassica oleracea var. oleracea, 1755 nucleotides. Its product is annotated as F-box protein At5g51380-like. The record is from RefSeq and is a predicted model, not a curated record. Gene Ontology annotation, cellular component: SCF ubiquitin ligase complex. NCBI's taxonomy places the organism in Eukaryota, Viridiplantae, Streptophyta, Magnoliopsida, Brassicales, Brassicaceae. Gene Ontology annotation, biological process: SCF-dependent proteasomal ubiquitin-dependent protein catabolic process. Gene Ontology annotation, molecular function: protein binding. Bases 123 to 1580 code for a protein of 485 amino acids. The transcript is spliced from 2 exons.
CAAACAUCUCAUUCGAAGUAUCCGUUAGAAUCUAAGAGAGAGAAAUCGCCAAUAAGAAGAAGCAGACGAAGAAGCAGAGAGAGAGAGAGAGAGAGAGGCAUUAAAACCUGAAGAGGAAGCAGAUGACUUUUCCGAAAAUGAUGUCAUUUCGCGAGAAGACCCCGAGGAGUCCGAAAUCGCCGCUGAGAAGGAGACGGUCGAGCUGGACGAGCUCAUGGCUCAACAAUUCGACAACGUCCUUCAAGCAAGUCGUCUCCGCCGUGAUGCAGUCUCAAUCCCCAAGAUCCAUCUCAAAACCCCAAACCCCCACCGACUUCGAAUUCUCCUCCAACACCGAUCGAACCCUCUCCUUACCCGAUUCCCUCCUCCUCAAAAUCCUCCACAAGCUUCCCGAAUCCCAGAACGACGACGUUUCCCUCGUCUGCAAACGCUGGCUGAAUCUCCAGGGACGGCGGAUUGGGACUCUAAGAGUUCUCGAUUUGGACUUCCUCUUGUCAGGGAAGCUCCUCUCGAGAUUCCCCAAGCUCACCAAUGUCGAUUUGUCUAACGCCUGUAUCUACCCGUCCCGAAACUCAGCUAUCUUGCUUUCCCAAAAAUCGAUUUCGUUUCGUGUUUCUUCGAAUUGGGACUUCGUUGAGGAGAAUCUAUUGCACAGCGAAACGGUUGAUAGAGGUCUUAGGGUUUUAGGAAGAGGAAGCUGUGACUUACUCAGACUCGUUGUGAUUAACGCUACUGAAAUGGGUUUACUCGGUUUAGCUGAACAGUGUUGUGAUCUGCAAGAGCUUGAAUUGCACAAGUGCAAUGAUAAUCUCUUGCGUGGUAUCGCUGCUUGUGAGAAUCUGAGAGCCUUGAGGUUGGUGGGAAGUGUAGAUGGGCUGUAUACUUCUUCUGUUUCUGAUAUUGGUUUAACGAUAUUAGCUCAAGGGUGUAAGAGACUUGUGAAGCUUGAGCUUAGUGGCUGUGAAGGUAGCUUUGAUGGGAUUAGAGCCAUUGGGCAGUGUUGUGAAUUUCUUGAAGACUUUACCGUUUCUCACCACAGGAUGGAUGAUGGUUGGAUAGCUGCGCUUUCUUGCUUUCAGAGUUUGAAGACGCUGACAAUAUCGUCUUGUCCAAAGAUGGAUUCUUGUCCUGGACCGGAGGAGUUGCUGGGGUCUUGUCCGGCUCUGGAGAGUUUGCAACUCAAGAGGUGUUGUCUGAGUGAUAAAGACGGGGUGAGAGCGUUGUUUAAGGUCUGUGAUGGAGCAACGACGGUUCUUAUUCAGGAUUGCUGGGGUUUGGAUGAUGAUUCUUUCAGUUUGGCUAAAGCUUUCAGGAGGGUGAGGUUUUUGUCUUUGGAAGGAUGCUCAGUCCUAACAACAGGCAGUUUAGAGUCCGUGGUUCUGCGCUGGGAAGAGCUCGAGAGCAUGAGAGUAAUGUCAUGUAAGAACAUAAAAGACAGCGAGAUUUCACCAGCACUCUCAUCUUUGUUCUCCCUUCUCAAAGAACUGACUUGGAGACCAGACACAAGGUCUCAUCUCUCAUCCAGACUCCAAGGUGCUGGAAUUGGAAAGAGAGGCAGCAAAUUCUUCAAGAAGAGAUGAUGGCAUUGGAUGUAUCUUUAAGCUGUUGAUGUAGACAAACUCUUUAGUUAUCUUCAUCUUGGGGGCAUUGUAUUACUUUGUUGUAAUUGAUAACACAUUUGUAGUAAGUCUUCAAAACUCUUUAUGUAUUGCAAUGUUUUGUUGUUAUGUAUCCUACUAUAUAAAAGGAGCUAAA